AUGGGCUCCCUCAGUGCAGCAAACACCAAGUUCUGCCUGGACUUCUUCAAAGAGCUGAGAAAAGUAAAAAGAAAUGAAAAUAUCUUCUUCUCCCCACUGAGCAUCUCAGCUGCCCUGAGCAUGGUCCAGCUGGGUGCUGGAGGCAGCACAGCUGAAGAGAUGGAAAAGGUGCUUCAUAUUCAUGAGGUGCUGAGCACGGCAAGUCCAGGAACCAAGAGCACCAGUGGAAAGUGUGAAGAAGCCGGAGGAGCCCAUUCUCAGUUCCAGGAGCUUUUGUCUGCCCUCGGCAAAGCUGGUGCCACGUGUUCCCUCAGCAUUGCCAACAGGCUCUUUGGAGAAGUGACUUUUCAGUUCCUUCAGCAAUACUUAGACUCCACAAGGGUCUUGUACCAUGCAGAGCUGGAAGCGGUGGACUUUGUUAAUGCUACCGAAGAGUCCAGAGAGAAGAUGAAUUCCUGGGUGGAAAAACAAACCGAUGGAAAAAUUAAAGAUCUGUUCCCUCCUGGCUCUAUUGAUAGCACAACAGUGCUAGCUCUGGUCAACGCUAUACACUUCAAAGGGCAAUGGGCUAUAAAAUUUGAGGAGAAAAACACCAGGGAAAUGCCUUUCAUGCUGAACAAGCAAGUGACAGUGCUGGAGCUCCCGUACACUGGAGAAGAGCUCAGCAUGUUCAUUCUUCUGCCAGAAAACAUCUGUGAUGAGUCUACUGGCCUUGAACAGCUAGAGAGUGCUGUCACCUAUGAGAAAUUAGCAGAAUGGACCAACAUGGAGAAUGUGUGUCUGCAAAAGAUCAUGGUGUACUUGCCGCGGUUCAGAAUGGAGGAGAGCUGUGAGCUCAUACCAGUACUGCAGGCUCUGGGGAUGAGGGAUGCCUUCAUCCUUGAACAAGCUGAUUUCUCUGGGCUGUCGAGAGAGCCUGGGCUGUUCCUCUCCAAGGCCAUUCACAAAGCCUUUGUGGAAGUCAAUGAAGAAGGCACUGAGGCAGCUGCUGCUACAGGGAUGACUAUAGUACCAUUGUGCCUUCACAUUCCUUACGAGUUCAGAGUUGACCACCCAUUCCUCUUCUUAAUCAAACACAAUCUGAGCAAGAACAUUCUCUUCUUUGGCCGAUGUUGUUUCCCUUAA
Messenger RNA from Balearica regulorum gibbericeps (East African grey crowned-crane), 1125 nucleotides. The record is from RefSeq and is a predicted model, not a curated record. NCBI's taxonomy places the organism in Eukaryota, Metazoa, Chordata, Aves, Gruiformes, Gruidae.